This is a messenger RNA of Suillus discolor, 1302 nucleotides long. RefSeq names its product cytochrome P450. Gene Ontology annotation, molecular function: heme binding; monooxygenase activity; oxidoreductase activity, acting on paired donors, with incorporation or reduction of molecular oxygen. Lineage: Eukaryota; Fungi; Basidiomycota; Agaricomycetes; Boletales; Suillaceae. Bases 1 to 1302 code for a protein of 433 amino acids. The transcript has 15 exons. The record is from RefSeq and is a predicted model, not a curated record.
AUGAACAAAACUGUCCAACUGACUCCAACCAUAAAGUUUGCGCCCUGGCACGCGGGACGCACGGUGCUUCGCUGGCGAUCGAGGACGACUCAACUGCGAGGUCCGCCUCGUACCAGCUUCAUAUAUGGUGUUUCGCAAUACCUUGCCUCAUCUCAAGAUAGUGCUGCAAUGUAUGAAUGUUGGGCGACGGAAUAUAGCCUGAGGGACCAGGGUAGCACUGAAAAUUUGCUAUGCAACCCAAGAGCUAUAGCGCAUUUCUGUGCCCGAGAGACCGCCAUCAUCUUCCCUCGUCUGUUUUAUAUUUCUUGUCGGAUCGGAAGAGGGCUGUUAUGGCCUCAGGGCGGGACCCACAGGAGGCAGCGGAAGGCACUUGCACCAGCAUUCAGCAAUGCAGGGAUUCGGAAAUUCAUACCAGUAUUUUACGACUCAGCAUACAAUGCCAAAGGUAUAUGGGACAUUGCAAUAGAAUCGAGCAAAGAUGGAAAUGCUGCCAUCGAGGUUCAGAAUUAUCUAGACGCGGUUGGCAUUGCUGGUUUCUUCCAUGAUUCUGGUUCGCUCGAUUGGAAGCGCACCAGCCUGACCGAGGUGUUCGAUACUUUCGGAAGCAACCAACGGGCUUCAGCAGUGAACCAGGUUUUUAUCCUGCUCGCAUCAGCAUUUCCUAUCAUCACCAAGAUCCAUACUCGGCAGAUGAAUCACCGCCGGAAGAAGGGUGAGAAGUCCAUUGUUGGAUCGUUGAUUAAAUCUGAAGGUCCGGAUGCCGAGCUUCAUAUGUCGAAGCACGUAGUGGGCUCAGGUCUGUGGAGACUUCUCGCAGGUUAUGAGACGACAUCCAAGCGAAUGCUGAUCGAACUAUCGCGACGCUCUGAUAAACUGCUUGCGUUUGGCGUUGAUCCGACAUAUGACCAAUUAAAGGCUGACCUCCCAUACUUGCAUGCGGUUGUCCAUGAAAUUCUACAAUUCCAUCCUCUAGUGUUGGAAUUCACUCGUCUCGUGACGGCAGAUGAUGUCAUUCCUUUGAGCGAACCUGGUGCGCACAGUGUCCGGGAAAAAUCACAGACAACGGUAUCGGUGAGGCAUCCGCUGACAUUAAUCGUUGACGACCCGAGGACGUGUCUUGGAAAAGAUUUUGCGAUCGUGGAAUUCAAGAUGGUUCUAUCGGUUCUGGUAAAGAACUUCGUAUUUGAGAUGCGGGAUGGACUGGAUAUUUCAGUCGAAAUUGCAAGGGGAGAUUUACCCCGUCCACAAGUUGUUGGAGAGGAUAGUAUUAGGGUACCUCUGAGAGUUCGUUGGCACGAAUGA